Molecule: messenger RNA, 471 nt
Organism: Necator americanus (New World hookworm)
Lineage: Eukaryota; Metazoa; Nematoda; Chromadorea; Rhabditida; Ancylostomatidae
Exons: 1
Coding region: 1-471 (156 amino acids)
Source: RefSeq, a predicted model, not a curated record
AUGGACAACAUCGACGAGGGAUAUUACCGGCUCGUUGAACUCCUUCAGGACUGCACGAGGAAGGCUGAAAGUUUUAAAAACAACAGUAGACGCAUGUCUCUUGAAACUAUUGAGCUGAUGCGCCUGCGUGGAGCAGCACGAGCCGCAGGGAACCAAGAACUCACGUCCGAGCUCGCAUGGCUUUGCAGAGAGGCGAUGAAGGAAGGCCUCAAGGAGAGAAGAGUAGAAGUGCUGGCUGGAGGUGCAGAGGCGGGGAAAAGCAUCCGCUAUGCCCGUCGAGACUUCGCCAGUCGCAAGACUAGGAUGACCGCUCUCCGGAAUCCGAAGGGAACAACCAUUGCAUCGAGAAGGGGGAUGGAGAAAAUCAUCUACGACUUCUUCUCUGAUCUCUUCGACAGCCAUGUCCACUUGCCUCUUCACCAUCUGAGGGAAGACGGACAUGUCAUUCCAGAGGUUCUCCCGUCCAAAUGA